GUUAUGCAUCUGCACAGAGAGAAGUUGGUUCCAACAUUGCAUCUCUUCAGCCUCAAGUUGCUGCUGGCCAGUAUGCUCCUGCACCUUCUCUGGAUGUUAAAGUGCCCGUGUACACUCAUGCUACCUCAAGUGGGUCUUCCAUGUCUUCGAGCCUGCAGUCUCAGACCUGGCAGCCUACUACCUCUAGGAGGAUAUAUAGCAGUUUUCCAACUUCCGGUGCAGCUCUGACGCAGACCAGCUUUUCCCCUCCAAGUGUCCAGAGUUCCAGUAGGUUUUCCUCAGUGGCUGGAGGUACAAGUCGGCUUCUCACACAGAGUAGGGGCAGUUACACUGGCUCGUCUCAGUCCCUGGGCAGUGUUGGACGGUACACCCCUGGUUCCCCUGCAUAUGCCAAGUUUGGUGCCUCAUCUCUUGGCGUUUCUAGCCAGUCUACUAGUGGUCAGAGCUCUUCCAGCCAGCAUUCACCACUCUCUUCAACUGAAGCUGGUGGACAACCAACAUCUUCCAGUGGCUAUCUGUCUGCGCAGGGAGAAAGCAGUUCUUCUGUUGGGUCCUCUCUCCUGUCUCAAGGUGCUUUGGCCAAGGAGGUCCUUGCACCUAAGGAUACAAGCAUGUCUUUUGCUAGCCAGACUGCAGCAGUUUCAAGUGGCAUUCAGGUCACUGAUGCAGCAUUUCAGAGUGGCUCUUCUCAAGCUUCCAGUAGCCUUUCCUCUUUGCAAGCUUUAAGCUCUCCUGUGGAUUCUGUGCCCCAGAGUGCAUCUGUUAGUAGCCAAGUGUCACCUUUUGGACACCCCACCAGUUCCAUGACUCAGUCUUCAGGCUCAAACGUCCAAGCAGCUUCAGAAGGUGUGUCUUCUGCUUCAUCCCAAGCUCAAACUUUGAGUGAGUCUGCUGGUUCUGGAGCAAGUGUUGAAAGUCAGGGAAUGUUUGGUGGUUCCACAUCUGAGCUAUCCGGUAGCUAUGAUUCCUCACUUGGCCAGAGUGCUGCAGUCUCCACGCCAUCUCUGGGCUCCUUGAGCAGAUACUAUGGGGUUAAGGGCUAAUGGACUUGUUCCAUAUGGUACUUUGUUGCAACGUUUUGUGACUUGUGAUUCAAUAAAUGUUUUG
Molecule: messenger RNA, 1107 nt
Organism: Triplophysa rosa
Lineage: Eukaryota; Metazoa; Chordata; Actinopteri; Cypriniformes; Nemacheilidae
Exons: 1
Coding region: 141-1043 (300 amino acids)
Source: RefSeq, a predicted model, not a curated record